GAGGCAUAAACAACUUUACUGAGUAAAAGUAACAUCUGCUUCAAUAUUAAUUUCCAGAUUCUAUCACCUGUGUGAGAUGUCUACCUGAGUUUUGGUCAAAUGAAAGAAGAGAUGCCUGUAUAAAGAAGGAAGCAGUAUUUCUGUCAUAUGAAGACAUUAUGGGUGCAAUUCUUACGGCAGCAUCUUUAUUUGGGUCAUGCAUGACGAUUGGUGUGAUACUAAUUUUCUUCAAGUAUAGGAAAACUCCUAUUGUGAGAGCAAACAACUCUGAACUGAGCUUCCUGCUGCUCUUCUCCUUAAUUCUGUGCUUCCUGUGUUCUCUGACAUUCAUCGGUCAGCCCUCUGAUUGGUCCUGUAUGCUGCGACAUGUAGCAUUUGGCAUCACCUUUGUCCUCUGUAUCUCUUGUCUUCUGGGAAAAACAAUGGUUGUUUUAAUGGCCUUCAGAGCUACACGUCCAGGUAGUAAUGUUAAAAAAUGGUUUGGGCAGACACAGCAGAGACUCUGUGUUACGGCAUUCACGCUUAUACAAGUGAACAUAUGUAUCAUUUGGUUAACAACUUCUCCUCCUUUUCCAUUUAAGAAUUUUAAGGAAAUUAAAGACAAGAUCACAUUGGAGUGUGCCCUAGGCUCAGCUGUAGGCUUUUGGGCUGUGCUUGGUUAUAUAGGACUUCUGGCUAUUUUAUGUUUUAUUUUUGCAUUUUUAGCUCGAAAACUACCUGACAAUUUCAACGAAGCCAAGUUUAUCACUUUCAGCAUGCUGAUAUUCUGUGCAGUAUGGAUUACAUUUGUCCCAGCAUAUGUCAGCUCCCCUGGGAAGUUCAGUGUUGCUGUAGAAAUAUUUGCUAUACUUGCUUCCAGUUUUGGACUGCUAAUUUGCAUCUUCAUACCCAAAUGUUAUAUAAUCUUAAUGAAACCUGAGAAGAAUACAAAGAAAUACAUGAUGGGAAAGAAAGCACCAAAUUCACUCUGAAAAAUGAAUGCGGUAAAAUGAGAUUUUAAUUUGAUCAUUUUUACAUAAUUAGUUGGUCACCAUCCUGUCAGAAUAGAAAGAAGCUGUCAGUAGGAUACACUCCAGCUGAUACUGUCUUUAUAGAAACUACUUCUCCUUUUUGAUGUGUCUUCAUUACUUACUUUGCAACUUACUUAAACAACAACAACAACAAAAAAAACAUACCAAGUGACUGAUAGCUAAAGGUUAUUGAGUCAUUCACACAUUCAUCAUGACAUGCAUUUAUUUUGUUCUGUGAAACUCGGGAAGGUUUUCAUUUGAAUAACUUGCAAAUGCAGAUAAAAACA
Messenger RNA from Oreochromis niloticus (Nile tilapia), 1297 nucleotides. Its product is annotated as extracellular calcium-sensing receptor-like. Gene Ontology annotation, cellular component: plasma membrane. The record is from RefSeq and is a predicted model, not a curated record. Gene Ontology annotation, biological process: G protein-coupled receptor signaling pathway. The coding region runs from base 159 to 971 and encodes 270 amino acids. Gene Ontology annotation, molecular function: G protein-coupled receptor activity. NCBI's taxonomy places the organism in Eukaryota, Metazoa, Chordata, Actinopteri, Cichliformes, Cichlidae. The transcript has a single exon.